AUGACUUUGCGAGGAGCAGCACAGAACUUGUUCCAUACCCUGUCAUCCGGGUCGAUCAACAGCUUCAAGGAGCUUACUUACGUCUUCACUAAAGAAUACACUUCUUAUCGGACGAUCAAGAAGAACCCUGACCACCUGUACAACCUGCGCAAGAAGCCUGACGAAUCCCUUCGAGAUUGCAUCAAGAGAUUCAAAGCAGAAAAGGCCAACAUCGUAGGAUGCGAUGACCUAAUCGCAUCAUCUGCAUUCAAGAAAGGUCUUCCAGCAAAACAUGACUUAUACCGCGAGCUGACUAUCAUUCCCAGUAAGACUCUGGCAGAGGAAGAUCGGCCAACCAAGCGGGCAGACCAAAGAAGCGAUAAGCUUGGCAGCAGGGACAAAGACAAACGCAGGCCGAGCCCACAAUGGGAUGCUACGACAAAAGAGAACUACACCAACUUCUCCAUCCCUAUACAUCAAAUUUUAGCCCAAGUGAAGGACAAACCUUGGGCAAAAAGACCGCCACUCUUGAAAGGAGAUCCAGACAAGAGGGAUACCAGGAAGUAUUGUGCCUUCCAUGCGACGCACGGACACAAUACAAAUAAUUGCUUUGCUUGGAAAGCACACCUUGAAGAACUCGUGAGAGCUGGUCACUACACGGAGUUCAUUGCGAAGCAGGCCAUCCAGAAGAUAGAGGACCGCGAUACCGCCAAGGAACCACCCCAGAAGGUCAUAAGGAUUAACACAAUCCUAGCCGACUCCGAGGAGUCCAGACUGACCAACAAAGAAAAGAAGAGAAAGAUCAAACAGGCCACCAUGAUCUCCCAGGUCUCCACUAGUCUCCCACUGGCAGAAGAUGAUGCUGUGAUCGGCUUCUAG
Messenger RNA from Prunus armeniaca (apricot), 858 nucleotides. Lineage: Eukaryota; Viridiplantae; Streptophyta; Magnoliopsida; Rosales; Rosaceae. The record is from the annotation of a GenBank genome assembly.